AGCAAUCAUCAGCUGGACGUUGGUAGUGGUCACAUGACGAUGUUGUGGAUUUAUUAUUCCACAUGUCCGCGUUAGGGCUGCACUGCAAGGCUGCUGACAGUCUCUGCAACUCUGACAGGAGGAGUUCAUGCUGCACUUUCUCUUUUUCUCUCUCGGUUUACUUAAAGGUGGCGGUGAUUUCACUUUCAGGAGGUAAAAGGCGUGAAGACGCAACUGUUGGAGGAAAUUAUGAGGAAGGCAGAGCUGUGAUUUUUGUUCCUUUUCAUUUCUGAGGCAGAAGUUUAGGAGGGGAUGGAAAACAAAGCCAUGUAUCUGAGCACAAAUGAGGAAAGAGAGAGCAGCUCCAUGUAUGAGGAAGUCUACGAUGGACACAACUUGUCCAAACUCAACCUUUGUGAUGAAGUGUGCGCAAAGCGCCGCAGGAAGCAGGACCAGCACUGCAGUCUCCUGAACUCCCUGUCUGCCAUCAAAUAUGCGAUUGUGUCCUUGUACGUCCUGGUUCUGCUGACCAUCUUUGGACUCUGCUUGGCAGUGUCCCGGUCCCAGGUUUCCUCCCAGCGCCAGGAGGUUCUGAUGGAGAACGUGACUCGGACGUCAGACCACGCCAGCGUCCUCCAGCAGACGCUGGGCGAGGCGUCCACGCAGGCCGACCUGCUGGAAAACAUCUGGAAGCUGGAAAGCCUCUUCCAGAACCACAGCAGCUGGCUGCAGCGGCUGGAGAUCCUCAUCAAGGGUCUGGAGGUCGAUCUGAGGAGCAUCCAGGCGAACUCUCUGCAGUCAGAAGGUUACCUGGUCCAGCUGGACGACCGUCUGUCCUCCUUCAGCAGCUCCGCUGGCAGAAACCUGACCGUCCUGAGCGUGGACGUGGCCCGGACCUCCAGGUGGCUCCGCGACCACGACGUCCUCCUGAGGGACGCAUCAGGACAUUUGAAUGGACUCAGAGAGAAACUAGACGAAGUCAACUGGACUAUUGGAGCUGUAAAUCACACCUUCACCAACGACAUCAGCGUUCAUCACCUUAAAAUAAAAGACCUGCAGAUACAGAUCCACAACAUCACAGACGACACCAGCAGUUUAUGGGUGACACACAUCCACACGGAGACGCAGCUGAGGAACGAGAUGGAGAUGCUGAACUCGAUCACAGAGGAUCUGCGGCUGAAGGACUGGGAGCACGCCAUGACCCUGAAGAACCUCACGACUCUAGAGGGACCUCCAGGCCCGAAGGGUGAAAAGGGAGACUUUGGACAAACGGGCCAUCCUGGCGUUCCCGGGAUCUCUGGCCUACAAGGACUUGCAGGAGAGAAGGGAAUGCAAGGCCCCCAUGGCAUGCAAGGAUCUCCUGGGGCCGAUGGCCCACGGGGAGAGAAGGGUGAACGCGGACCAGUUGGGCCUAAAGGUGACAGAGGAGAUAGAGGCUUCAAAGGGGAUAAAGGUGAUCGAGGCGACAGAGGAGAACGAACAGUCCAGGAGGCUCUGGUGCGUUUGGUGAACGGGUCGGGUCCCCAUGAGGGACGCGUGGAGGUGCUUCACGAGCGCCGAUGGGGGACGGUGUGUGACGACGUCUGGGACCAAAAGGAUGGAGACGUCGUCUGUAGGAUGCUGGGAUACAGAGGAGCAACGGAGGUUCAUAAGACGGGCCGUUUUGGACAGGGUACUGGUGUGAUCUGGAUGGACGACGUUGCUUGCACUGGGACUGAAGUAACCAUCCACCAGUGUAAGUUUUCCGGCUGGGCCAAAACGAACUGCGGCCAUGUUGAGGACGCCGGCGUAACCUGUGCAGUGUGAACAUGCAGGAUCAUCGCUGUCGUGUUGAGUUUUCUCCAUGCCAGGCCUUUUUUUGUACCACUUUUCUACAAGGAGUGCCUUCUUAUCAGUAUCGUUGCUCACUUACCACCAAAAAGUGCCACCUAACCAGAUAAAAACAAAUUUUUUCAUGUACUUUUAUGGGUUUAUGAGAAGUACAAAAACUGAAGGCCCGUGUUAUUUUUCAUGACCUGCACUUAUUGAGCAUGGAUUUCAUGGCUGUUUGAUUUCUUCUCCUCACCGUAUAAGAAGUAGAGAAACUGAGUCUCAGUUCUGGACAUUUUGACUGAAGAGGGACUUUCACAAACCAUUUUACCAACCUAAAAACAAGGAUGAAAUCUCUUUAGGAAAGACAGACUGUCAAUGAUUUGACUUUCAUUUCCCAGCAGCUGCUCUUUACAGCAAAAUAUUCAAAAGGCUUUUACAGAGUGUGACAGAUUUACAUACUUUCUUACCUUUCAACCUUGUAUAACACUUAGAGUUUGAAGGUCAAAAAACGCCUCAAAGCAUGCAGAAAGAAAACUUGAUAAUCUUUCAGUUUAGUUUUUAUUGAGGUCAUUUAAAAUAAUAGUUCUCAAAAAGGCUGACAUUUAUUUUAUCUUUAAAAGUGGUCUUUAUCUAAUUGCUUUUCAGGCUUUUUAAAGAUAUUUAAAAUAUUUUUAGAAAAACUGGAUACUUUUUUAACUCAUUUGUGGUCAUAAUUACAUAAUUGUGACCACAAACACAGCUGUGUGUCAUUUUAAAAAACGAAAUAAGAAACCUGUGGUAGAUAAAAGAAUAAUAUCAAAAAGCCUUUCGUUAACUAUCUUAAGCUGAUCAGAAGUUUCUGCAAGUAUUUUUGGUCUAAUUUCUAGUGCAAAUAUCUCAGAACACUUAAAAUAAGACAAAACUAACUUGCAACUUUUUACCAGAAUAUAGGAGCUUUUUAAGUUCAUAAUUAAUAUUGAUGGGGUUUUUUCCUCUGGGAGAUUAUUUAAUUCAUAACAAGACAUUUUCUCCAUGUUAUACAUUAAAUAAUUUGCCAAUGGAACUUGUGAUUUUUACAGAAAUAGUUAGGAAAUAUUGACUUAAGUCAACCUCAUAUAUCUUGUUGAACAGUUACUUGUAAGUUAGUUUUGUCUUAUUUUAAGUGUAUUAAGAUAUUUACACUAGAAAUUAGACAGAAAUUCUUGGUAAGAUUUUGUGGUUUUGCAGUGCAUAUGUGGAAUCCAGGUGAAGGGAAUAAAUACCUUUUUAAAAAAGCUAUUGGUGUAAAAAUAGCAGCUAAUAUCCGAAGACCUUCACAAAGUCUGUAAAACUGUUAGCCAUGACCACUUUAAAAACAAUCCAAGUAAAUCUGAUAGGAAAAUGUGGAUAACUUGCACUGUUUUUGCCGUGUUUGUUUGUUUCAGUCUCUUAAGAUCUAAUCUCCUGUUUACUGGGAUUUAUUUAGUGGAACCUCAUUUAGUUAAUAUCUCCAUAUACUGUGCAUACAGAAUACAUUUUUGCUAAUAUGCAGUGCCUUGCAAAAAUAUCCCACUGUAUUUACAAUUUAGGUGACUUCUGAAGGCAAGUGGUGGCACUGUACUUUAUUUUAGGGGCAUCAAGAGUUGCAGGGGGUGAAUUAUAAUGUACUGCUGUUUACAGAUUUUUAUUAAUAAAAUAAAUUUAGAAACUAUGCAUUUUUUUCUUCUGUUCUAAAACCUUAAAUCCAGAAUUGUGGGUUUCAUAAUAUUCUAUCCAGUACAUAAAUGUCUUACAAAUAAUCAUUUAACGCGAAAUUUCAGCUGCAUUUUUAAACUCUUAAGGGUUAACGGUUACUCCGGUUAACAGAUGAUAAUAAGAAAGACCAGAUGAGUGUAAACAGAUGGAUGGACGCCUGCCUUGCCUGAUUUAUAAUGGUUGGGCUGUGAAUCUACCAAACGUUGGCUUGCUUAAGCGUCACUUCUCACUCCAGACAAACCACAGUAAUCUGCUUCAGCAGUUUGUAUUUCUCUCAGUUGGAUAUUAUCUUCAUGGCUGAUCGAAAAUCCGAAACACCGAGCCACCUCCCACAUGGUUCUUGAGCUGAUUGGAAUGAAACUUAUGCAGGAAUUUGAACCUGAUUCUUGAUUGUCUUGAAAUUUGGCAAAUUCGAAAACCUAACAUUGCUCCAAAGAUAUAUUAUACCUCCAUUUUUUCUUUAAAUGUUUGUGUGCAAGACAUAAAAUAUUGGAUUUUAAUUUUACUUUUUGUUCUGGUUGCAGUCAGAAAACAGCAGUUCUGUUUGUCAAAGUCUGUGUUUUAAAUAGAGAUCCUGCAACAGGAGGCAAAUUGUAGCAAACUGGUGAAAUAAAGUUUUUUUUUUUU
This is a messenger RNA of Xiphophorus couchianus (Monterrey platyfish), 4131 nucleotides long. RefSeq names its product scavenger receptor class A, member 5 (putative) (gene scara5). Gene Ontology annotation, molecular function: ferritin receptor activity; serine-type endopeptidase activity. Gene Ontology annotation, biological process: iron ion transmembrane transport; zymogen activation. NCBI's taxonomy places the organism in Eukaryota, Metazoa, Chordata, Actinopteri, Cyprinodontiformes, Poeciliidae. The record is from RefSeq and is a predicted model, not a curated record. The transcript is spliced from 12 exons. Gene Ontology annotation, cellular component: plasma membrane. The coding region runs from base 292 to 1785 and encodes 497 amino acids.